CAACCGUCAAGCCCGACCAGUCUAGUGAGCAUCCCGACACCUACCGCCGACGACGUGCUGACCGUGCCCCCGCUCUUGCCUACUCUCGCCUGUCCCGCUCCGCGUCCCGUCCGCGCUCUCGAACCCCGUUAAAUUUCUUCCCCCUUCCCCUGUUUCUCGACUCUCGACUUCCCACCGUCCAUCGAUUUCACCGCACAGCCAAAAAUGGCGUCGACCAUCCCUAUUGUCAAGAAGCGGACGAAGACGUUCAAGCGUCACCAGUCGGACCGCUACCACUCCGUCAAGGAGUCGUGGAGGAAGCCGAAGGGUAUUGACAACCGCGUUCGUCGUCGCUUCAAGGGCCAGACCCCCAUGCCCAAGAUCGGCUACGGCUCGAACAAGAAGACCCGCCACCUCAUCCCCUCGGGCCACAAGGAGGUCCUCGUCCACAACGUCCGUGACCUCGAGCUCCUCCUCAUGCACUCGGGCAAGUACGCCGCCGCCGUCGCCCACGGUGUCUCGUCGAAGAAGCGCAUUGAGAUCGUCGCGCGCGCCAAGCUCAUCGGCGUCAAGAUCACCAACGCUGCCGCCAAGCUCCGCACCGAGGAGGCUUAG
This is a messenger RNA of Cutaneotrichosporon oleaginosum, 594 nucleotides long. RefSeq names its product 60S ribosomal protein eL32. Lineage: Eukaryota; Fungi; Basidiomycota; Tremellomycetes; Trichosporonales; Trichosporonaceae. Gene Ontology annotation, molecular function: structural constituent of ribosome. Gene Ontology annotation, biological process: translation. The record is from RefSeq and is a predicted model, not a curated record. Gene Ontology annotation, cellular component: ribosome; cytosolic large ribosomal subunit.